Molecule: messenger RNA, 1137 nt
Organism: Hyaloscypha bicolor E
Lineage: Eukaryota; Fungi; Ascomycota; Leotiomycetes; Helotiales; Hyaloscyphaceae
Product: HET-domain-containing protein
Exons: 1
Source: RefSeq, a predicted model, not a curated record
AUGAUAAAGAAAUGGCUGCAUCUCCGAUCUCGAAACACUGCUGGAGUGCGACCUGAAUUGCCAGAACAACAAUAUGAUGCCAGAUUUGAUUGGCAGUAUCCUUGGAAUUUUGUGCCAUCAGAGGGACGACUCCAAGGAUUUGUUCCGACCAGGCUCCUUGAUGUCGGGAGUUCCGUCCCUCCAGACGUCAAGCUCGUCAACGGGACAGAUCUACGAGAAGGGACAGCAGAAGGGGUGGAAUAUAUUGCUUUGAGUUAUUGCUGGGGACACGGUGACUUUACCAGGCUUACCAGGGCAAAUCAGCAACGAUUUCAAGAAAAAAUCCCUUUAGCUUCUCUGGGCCAGACCAUUCAAGAUGCUAUCCUUGCUACCAGCCAGUUAGGAUUCCGCUAUCUCUGGGUUGACGCACUCUGCAUCCUCCAGGACUCCAUAGACGAUUGGAACAUUGAGUCAAUCAGCAUGUGUGAUGUGUACAACAAUGCUGUAUGUACAAUUGCAGCAGUCAAAUCUUGGGCCGCUUCUGAAAGCAUGUUUGUGGGACAGAAUCCUCUAGCAAUGACUCCAUGCUUACUUUCUGCUGUUGACUUGCCAUGGUAUGUCCAAUCGAAAAGCAGCGGUGUUGAAAUGUCUUGGCAGCGAGAUAUUACUAUGUCCAGGUGGAACUCUCGCGGGUGGUGUUAUCAGGAAAUGGCCUUAUCGAAAAUCAUGAUCUUCUUUGGAAGCAGUCAGGUCCAUGCAAGUGUGCGCGAGCCUCAUCAUCAUGGGUGGAGGAAAUUCUCGACUACCAAUACUCCCAACGACCAUCACCACAAGAUCGACAAAAGCUUGGAGACAGAGCAAGCUUGGGAAAAUUUGGAAGUGGAGCAAAUAAACGCGGACAACUACUUCUCCAGGGUCUGGUGGGAUCACGUGGCUGAAUACUCACCACGGAAUUUGACAAAAGCUGGCGACAAGAUGGUGGCGAUAGCGGGCAUAGCUGAGUAUUUGUGGAAAUCCGGCCUGAAAUCACAUUAUAUUGCAGGGCUUUGGGAGGAUACCCUGCCACGAGAUCUUUUGUGGUAUGUCUCUGCGGGUAUUCGAAGGAAACGGCCGGAUGGUGCUAGAGGCCCAAGCUGGUCAUGGACAUCGGUAGAUGGG